Molecule: messenger RNA, 933 nt
Organism: Heteronotia binoei (common prickly gecko)
Lineage: Eukaryota; Metazoa; Chordata; Lepidosauria; Squamata; Gekkonidae
Product: olfactory receptor 10C1-like
Exons: 1
Coding region: 1-933 (310 amino acids)
Biological process (GO): G protein-coupled receptor signaling pathway
Cellular component (GO): membrane
Molecular function (GO): olfactory receptor activity; G protein-coupled receptor activity
Source: RefSeq, a predicted model, not a curated record
AUGGAAAAUGUCACCUCAGUAAAGACUUUUAUUUUACUGGGCUUCUCUAAUGCCCCACAUUGGCAAAUCCUCUUCUUUGUCAUCUUCCUGUGCAUUUACAUUGCCACCGUACUUGGCAAUCUCCUCAUUAUUAUCAUCAUUAAUAUUGACCCUGUCCUCUCCACUCCUAUGUACUUUUUCCUCAGAAACCUGUCUUUUUUAGAGAUCUGCUACACUUCUGUCACCAUUCCGAAGUUGCUGGAUAACAUCCUUGCUCGGGAUAAAACCAUCUCCUUACAUGCCUGUGCCACUCAAAUGUAUUUCUUCCUCUUCUUUGGUGCCACCGAGUGCUGCCUCCUAGCCUUCAUGGCCUACGAUCGCUACGCUGCUAUAUGCAAUCCACUACGUUACCCAGUCAUCAUGAGAAAGAGAGUGUGUGUUCAGCUUGCUGCCCUCUCUUGGACUUGUGGCAGCCUAGUGGCUGUGGGUCAUACCACCUUCAUUUUUACUCUUCCUUUUUGUGAUUCCAAUGUCAUCAACCAUUUCUUCUGUGAAAUCCAGCCACUGUUGAAACUGGCGUGUGCGGACACAUACUGGAAUGAAUUCCAAAUCAUUGGGGCAGCUGUAUUGGGGCAGCUGAUGCCCUUCAUGUUGGUCCUCUUGUCCUAUUUUCGUAUCAUUUCCACCAUCCUGAGGAUGAAAUCAUCCAAAAGCCAGCAGAAGGCUUUCUCCACCUGCUCCUCACAUCUCAUUGUGGUCUCAUUGUUCUAUGGGACGGCUACUUUCAUAUACAUACGUCCCAAAUCCAGUUACUCUCCGAAUGUGGACAAACUCCUCUCUCUUUUCUAUUCAGUCAUUACUCCAAUAUUGAAUCCCAUUAUCUACAGUCUGAGAAACAAGGAUGUUAAAGGGGCUCUCAAGAGAACACUGUUAAAGUUAAUGCCUUCAAAAUGA